UUGGUAAGGAAACGACGUCGGUUUCGUCGUCGUCUUCGUCGGAGAUUCUGUUGAAAAAUUUGCGUCAGGAAAUUUUUUUAUGUUCUCUCUCUCUCAGCUUCUGUAGUUCUUCAUCGAUGGUAUCGCUUCGCUUCCUCUUCCCCAUUCUGAUUCUCGCGUCUUCUUCUCUCCCACGCUGCUUCGGUGAAAGCCGGAAGGAACUGCGAUAUAAAGGAAUUGGAAGUGGGAACUAUAUAGAAUUCAGUUCAGGUCUUGGAUCCAAGACCGUCGACCCAAGUCGCGUUCUUCAACUCUCAUGGCAGCCAAGGGUCUUCUUCUACCGUGGGUUCUUAACGGAGGAAGAAUGCGAUCAUCUAACAUCUCUGGGAAAGGGCACUUUAGAGGUUGACAGUAAUUCAGGUGAUGCUGAUGGAAAGAAGCAGCUUGCAAGUUCUGAGUACGUGCUCGAUGUCCCAGAUCCUGUGGUUGCUGGAAUAGAGGAGAGAAUUUCUGCAUGGACUUUCCUUCCAAGAGAAAACAGUCACCCAAUCAAGGUAUCACGUUAUGGUUCCGAGAGGGUGGGAGAGAAGUUGGAUUAUCUCGGAGAGAAAUCUAGGUCUGAAACCCGAGAUUCUUUGUUGGCAACCGUCAUUCUUUACCUCUCAAACACAACUCAAGGUGGAGAAAUCCACUUUCCAGAAUCUGAGGCGAGAAACAGGAUUUGGCCCGACUGCUCAAAGACCAGUAGCAUCUUAAGACCCAUCAGAGGGAACGUGGUUCUGUUUUUCACGCGGCAUCUCAACACUUCUGUUGAUCAGACAAGCAUUCACGUUAGAUGCCCUGUUCUCGAAGGCGAAAUGUGGGUCGGAACGAAACUGUUCUAUGUGAGACCGCCUCCCAAACAGAUCAGAGGGACGACCGAGCAAAAAAACAGCGAAUGCACCGACGAAGAUGAGAGCUGUUCUCGCUGGGCUGCUCUUGGGGAGUGCCUGAAAAAUCCUGUUUAUAUGAUUGGUACUCCUGAUUACUCUGGUGCGUGUAGGAAGAGUUGCAAAGCUUGUUAAUUCCAUGGGGGUCAUUUUGAUAAUUUUGGAAAUAACGGGAAAGAAUUGAGGAUUUGUAAGACUAAUGGGCAAAAGCUCCAAGUUAAAAACGAUGGUAAUAUCUUCUCUUAUACUAAUCAAUGAUCCAACCCAUUGUUUUCGUUGU
Messenger RNA from Tarenaya hassleriana, 1188 nucleotides. Its product is annotated as probable prolyl 4-hydroxylase 12. The transcript has 7 exons. Lineage: Eukaryota; Viridiplantae; Streptophyta; Magnoliopsida; Brassicales; Cleomaceae. Bases 117 to 1043 code for a protein of 308 amino acids. The record is from RefSeq and is a predicted model, not a curated record. Gene Ontology annotation, biological process: peptidyl-proline hydroxylation to 4-hydroxy-L-proline. Gene Ontology annotation, cellular component: endoplasmic reticulum. Gene Ontology annotation, molecular function: iron ion binding; procollagen-proline 4-dioxygenase activity; L-ascorbic acid binding.